Molecule: messenger RNA, 1634 nt
Organism: Coffea eugenioides
Lineage: Eukaryota; Viridiplantae; Streptophyta; Magnoliopsida; Gentianales; Rubiaceae
Product: probable 3-hydroxyisobutyrate dehydrogenase-like 1, mitochondrial
Molecular function (GO): oxidoreductase activity; NADP binding; NAD binding
Source: RefSeq, a predicted model, not a curated record
UCCCUGUACCCAGGAUAACAGCAGCCAUAACAUCUGGGUGGUUGUAUCGACCUCCAGCUAAGGUUCCAACUGCAUCGUUGACCUACAGUAGCCAAGCAAUAUGAGAAAUCUGCAUGCUAAAGGAGAUUUGACCUUCAAAAUUAAGCAGUCACCCCACUCUACAGUCACUGCCGUCGCAGCUCCUCCUACGUAUUUGCCGCCAUCUCCACCCGGACCACCACUAUCACCACCCAUUUCCACCGCAACAUGGCCACAACAGCCUCCCAGCCGACAAGCCCAUCCAACACCCGUCUAGGUUGGAUUGGAACUGGCGUCAUGGGCAUCUCCAUGUGCUCCCACCUAAUCAACGCCGGCUACAAUCUCACCAUCUUCACCCGAACCCCCUCCAAGGCAACCCUCCUCUCUCUGGGUGCCCACUGGGCCGACUCCCCCAAAACUGUCGCCUCCCAAUCCGACGUCGUCUUGUCCAUCGUCGGUUACCCAUCCGACGUCCGCCACGUUAUCCUCCACCCAUCCACAGGUGCUCUCUCCGGUUUACGCCCCGGAGGCAUCAUCGUUGACAUGACCACCUCGGAUCCCUCACUCGCCGUUGAAAUACACUCGGCAGCCACCUCUGCCGGCUGUUCCGCCGUUGACGCCCCAGUAUCCGGCGGCGAUCGUGGCGCCCGCAACGCCACGCUCUCUAUCUUCGCAGGCGGGGACGGACCUAUCAUCGAAAAACUAAAACCCAUUUUCGCCCUCCUAGGAAGAGUUUAUUACAUGGGUGCUCCAGGAAAGGGGCAAUUCACGAAACUAGCAAACCAGAUAACCAUAUCUUCAACAAUGGUGGGGCUUUGUGAAGGUUUAGUAUAUGCCCACAAGGCUGGUUUGGACCUAGAGUUGUACUUGAGUGCGAUAUCUACAGGCGCGGCUGGAUCCAAGUCGUUGGAUUUGUAUGGGAGUAGGAUUUUGAAAAGGGAUUUCGAGGCCGGAUUUUUUGUGAAUCAUUUCGUGAAGGAUUUGGGGAUAUGCUUGAGGGAAUGUCAGAAUAUGAAUUUGGCAUUGCCGGGUUUGGCACUGGCUCAGCAGCUUUAUCUUUCGCAUAAGGCUUAUGGUGAGGGGGAUUUGGGCACCCAGGCGCUUGUUUUGGCGCUUGAAAGGCUCAACAACGUAUCACUCGAUUCUGCUGGUGGUGCUGCUGCUUCAGGGAAUAAAACAUGAAGAUUGAGGCAAGGAACUUGGAUUGGGUUGGAUCAGUGGGAUACUUCUUGUGUAUGGCUCUGAUUAUGUGUUCUCCUAAUUUAAAAGUGAACAGGGUUCUUGUUGUUCAGGUAGAAGUUCACAGCUUGGAAUUAGGUUAAAAGCAGGGGAAGUUCAAUGCAUGUAAGGCAACAUUUGCACAACCCUGAGGAAUAGUGGAAGCAAAAGAAAAUGAGGCAUCCUUGUGCAUGUAAACCAUGGAUUUCUUGUUUAGGCAGUUUGUCAUGGGAGUGUUGUUUCAAUUAUUAGCAUAACUGUGGUGAAUCAUUAGUAAGAGGUUCGCAAACUUGGAAGAUUGAUCGUAGACUAUCCUACACUGAUGCUACUGACCAUGACAUGAUGAAUUUCUGGUCCUAAUAAAUGACCGAGCUAUGGUAAACAUGUUGCAGAAGAAA